GCCUCCACGGAUCCACUCCGGGAAUGCAGCCCAAUGUGGAUUUCUGCAUCUUCCCCGAUGACCUCUGAAGAGACUUCCCAGGAAGUCACAGCAGCCCCCUCCCUUCCUUCCUUCUCAGAGCUGCUAAUGAUGGACCUCAGUGACCCGAACCCCAUUCCUGGCCCCACCGGCCCUGCCCCUCUACCAGAGGGGCUCCUCCAGCAGCGGUACAGAGAUGGGAAAACCCUGCCAGAGAGGCAGUGGGAAAGGUCAACGUCCCCUCAGAGGAAGAAAACUUUUCUUGGCCCUGUGAGAGGGUGACACCUCGAUCGCUUGGCACCUUAUCGGGUUCAGAGGGAAGCCAGAAUCUCUUCAUCCAGUGAUAGAGAUCAGAAUCGAUUUAGAUGUGGAUGUGGAUACUGCCAGAGGCACAAGUCAAAUGCUUGCGGGACACUUGCGGAGAGGAACGGGGCCCCACAUCCUUCCUCCUGGGAAAGCCUCAUGCAGGGCCUCAGUGGCUUGACCCUCAACCUGGGUGGCAAUCGGCCCGGCCUUCUGCCAGAAGGGCUGCCCCAACAGCAGCAGGGAGAGGAGAUGUGCAAACUGGAAAGGCAGCAGGAAAGCAAAAGAAUGUUCCAAAGGCUCCUGAAACAGUGGUUAAAACAAAACUGACAGUCUCACCUCAUAUGGCGGAGACCUGGACGGUUUCGACAGGGACGCUGGAGUUGCCGGACGCUGGGCAUGGACUCUUUUUGGGGACCAAACAGUAAGCCGUAGUCGGAGGAGGAACUCAACCGGUUUUGACCAGAAAUCCCGUGAGCAUGUGUUGAUCUGAUCCCAGGAAGAUCAUGACCUUUCCUGCCAGGAAUAAGACCGGUCUGGGGCAUUCUGAGGCCAGGGACACUGCAUAUAGGUGGUCCUCAGCUCCUAUAUCCCAGCUCCCGUGAUGCAUGGUGUCCCUCUAACACCCCAGAUCUCUGUCUUUCCUCCACGUGCUGAUCUCCAUGAGAUAGACAGUGUCUCUGCAGUGUGAAUGCCCACCCUGGUGGUGCCCAUUGCUUUUGUGCCAUUUUAUUGACUGCCUCCAAAUAGCAGCCCCAUGAGCACUAGAAUGCAUGUGUGCUAAUAUGAGAUCAGUUUCAAGACUCUAAGGCUAAAGAAAGCGUGGAAAGCAGAUGUGCAGCUGGAACGCGGUGGCUGACCUUUGCGUUCUUUGGAACCUGAUGGCAUGUACCCAGGCAGUGACGGUGCAGCUCAUCUGAAGUGAAGUGAAAAAAAAGUCUGCAUUCUGUCAGUGGGUUUUCAGGUGGCCCCAGAGCUGUAUUGCUGCAAACAUGUACGCAUCUGCUGCAGACAGAAGUGGCUUGAGAACAGACCCAUCAUUGAGCAAGAUUUCCAUCCCAGUGUAUGAGGUGGGAAGCAGAGUACAGAGAAGGUGGGACCAUGCCCAGCUGGCAGAGGUCAGAAAGGGAUGGCCUCACUCCAGCAGCCACACCAGGCUUCCUUUCCUGGGCCUGGAAACCUUUUCCUGAAGCCCAGCUCCAGAACUCAGGCCUUGGAGUGAAGGCCCCUGUCGUUUAACGGACAGGAGCCUGGCAUGGCCUGUGGAGGGAAGGACGGCCUUGCUGAGACCCUGCUCGCCUCAGUGACAACCCUCAUCAGCUCCUCCACUCGGUGAGUCUGGCUGGGCCUCUCCUCUUGCUGUGAUGUUUUAGGGGUCUGUUGAUGGCAUUCUAGAUAAACGUUGUCCUGGGUUAAAGGCAGGAGGACGCAAGGACCCCAAGGUCCCCUCUCACAGGGACAGAUUGGAGGUGGGCACAGGAGGAGCAUGUGGGGACCGUGUGCUGACAUCCCAGAUUCACGGGUGCCCCUCAGAUGCUGGGGCCCUUUGGUUUGUUUAUUCUGCCCCACUGUGCUGAUCUUCAUCAGCAGGGCCCACCCUCUGAGUCAGAAUAGGGGGAGCAAAUGAGCCUUGAGUUUCCUUCUAAUAGGUAAGUCAGGUGAGAUGCAAGCAUGUGAAUGGUCCAUGUGUACACGUGCUCAGUGAGGUUCAGUGAAAAUGCUCGCUCUCAGAUUUCUACUCCACAUUCCCAAUUUUUUGCGAGGGUUGGGGAAGGGGCACGUGUCGCUUGUGAGUCUGUACCUUGGUGCAAGAAGGGGAGCUAGGAGACACACCAUAUGUGUCACUGUGCCCUAGGCCGUCUAUGGAAAGGAUACCUCUUUUUAUUUUUUUUUAGUUUAUAUUUAUUGUUUUUCUUUACAAAUGAUUCCAAUUAUGUUGUGU
Messenger RNA from Miniopterus natalensis, 2263 nucleotides. The record is from RefSeq and is a predicted model, not a curated record. Lineage: Eukaryota; Metazoa; Chordata; Mammalia; Chiroptera; Miniopteridae.